UUCGUUAUAACCCCGGGCGAGUUAAAGCGGGGUUAUACAGGGGGUUCACUUGCACACUGUAAACAAAACAUUCUGUAUGGCUCUGAUAAUCUGUUAAUUGACAGGAGAAUAGAGGAAAACAAUGGAAGGUUCUGCCGGAGUUCGCGUGCCUAAUUCCGUCAAGGCGGAGGCAAUGAUGUUGCAGGAGGCGCCAUCAAGUGACGUGAACAAUAAUAAUACCGGUAGUGGAGAGUGGCUUUCGCAGGGAUCGAACCCGGGUCUGCCCGGUGUAAAAAAGUUGGAUUUGGAUAAGGAUUUUUUUUGCCCUAUUUGCAUGCAGACAAUUAAGGAUGCGUUUCUGACGGCGUGCGGGCAUAGUUUUUGUUAUACAUGUAUUAUGACUCAUCUGAGUAAUAAGAACAAUUGCCCCUGCUGUGGACAGUAUUUAACUAACAAUCAGCUCUUUCCCAACUUUUUGCUUAAUAAGCUUUUGAAGAAGACAUCUGCUUGUCAAUUAGCAAGUACCACAUCACCGGCAGAGCAUCUUCGACAGUCUUUACAACAGGGAGCAGAAGUCUCAGUAAAAGAGUUGGACUGCCUCUUGACUCUUCUUGCAGAGAAGAAGCGGAAGAUGGAACAAGAGGAGGCUGAAACAAAUAUGGAGAUACUUCUUGACUUUUUGCAACGUUUGAAGCAACAUAAACAGGAGGAGUUGAAUGAGGUACAAGCAGAUUUGCAGUAUGUUAAGGAGGAUAUAUCUACAGUGGAGAAGCGAAGAUUGGAACUGUCCAAAGCCAGAGAACGAUACUCCUUGAAAUUACGUAUGCUUUUAGAUGACCCAAUAGCCACUUCAGUAGGUCAUGCUGCAGCUGAUAAUGUCAAUAAUCGUUCUGCAUCUUUCAUGCAUGGUGGGCAAGGUGGUCUUAUGUCAGGAAAAUUUCAACAGAAAAGGUCUGAAAUCAAGGUGCAAUCUAGUUCUCAGGACAUACCAAAGAGAACUUUUUUUUGUGGUUCUGAUUCCCAGGUUUUGCCCAUUCCAUCAGGAGUGACAGUUGCAAGGAAGAGACGAGUGCUUGCACAGUUUGAUGAUUUACAAGAAUGCUACUUGCAAAAAAGACGGCAUGGUACUCGCCCCUUGAGAAAAUCAUUUGAUGGUGGUUUUCGAAAAGAAAGAGAUGGGAAUAAUAUUAGUAGAGAAGGCUAUCAUGCAGGCCUUGAGGAAUUCCAGUCUGUUCUCACAACAUUUACUCGAUACAGUCGUUUGAGGGUCAUUGCAGAACUUCGACAUGGGGAUCUAUUCCACAAUGCAAAUAUUGUAUCAAGCAUAGAGUUCGAUCGAGAUGAUGAAUUAUUUGCCACUGCUGGUGUUUCUAGGCGUAUCAAAGUGUUUGAGUUUGCUACGGUAGUAAAUGAGCCUGCAGAUGUGCACUGUCCUGUUGUUGAGAUGGCUACUCGGUCAAAGUUGAGUUGCUUAAGUUGGAACAAGUAUAUCAAGAGUCAUAUUGCGAGCAGUGAUUAUGAAGGCAGUGUUACUGUUUGGGAUGUAAAUACACAACAGGCCGUUAUGGAGUAUGAAGAGCAUGAAAAACGGGCAUGGAGUGUAGAUUUUUCACGCACAGAGCCUACAAUGCUUGUCUCAGGCAGUGAUGAUGGCAAGGUUAAGGUAUGGUGCACAAGGCAAGAAACAAGUGUUCUCAACAUAGACAUGAAAGCAAAUAUUUGUUGUGUAAAGUAUAAUCCAGGCUCAAGCAAUUAUGUUGCAGUUGGUUCAGCAGAUCAUAACAUUCAUUAUUAUGACUUGAGAAAUAUCAGCGAUCCAUUAUAUGUAUUUAGUGGUCACAGGAAAGCAGUUUCAUAUGUCAAAUUCAUAUCAACAAAUGAACUAGCUUCUGCAUCAACAGACAGUACAUUGCGAUUGUGGGAUGUUAAGGAAAAUUGCCAUUCUCAGGUACGGACAUUCAAGGGACAUGCUAAUGAGAAGAAUUUUGUUGGGCUUACAGUCAACAGUGAAUACAUAGCUUGUGGCAGUGAAACGAAUGAGGUGUUUGUCUACCACAAGGCUAUUUCAAAGGCUGCUGCUUGGCAUAAAUUUGGCAGUCCAGAUCUGGAUGACAGUGAUGAUGAUACAUCAUAUUUUAUAAGUGCUGUUACUUGGAAGAGUGAGAGCCCUACAAUGUUGGCUGCAAAUAGCCAAGGGACAAUCAAAGUCCUUGUACUUGCACCAUGAACUGCAAAUAUCUUGCAUGGACUUUUGAUUGCCGUACCUUGAUGGGGUGGCUUUGGAAAUCCGUCAGAAAAUUGUAGGAUAAGCUUCUUUUUGGACACUCUCUAGACUACUUUUGGCCUGCAAGUGUUAAGAGAAGAAGCUGAUAAUGGGCUACAUGCAACUGUCAAUAUUUUUAUGACAUUUUUUUUAAUUUUUGCUGUUUUGCUGGUCUCUGAGAAAUUAUCCAGACUAGCUUCCAGCAGUGCAGUAUGAUUUUUUUGGAUGUUCUCUAAAGCCCCAACUCUAAUCUUAUGAUCUCCAUGGUUAGAAGAGGAGCCCAGAGGUGAACUUUUAUACUAUGCAAGCAUUCUUUGUUUCGAGGAACCUUAUACAAAUGUCACUACCGUAUCUCAGCAUCAUUAACUGAGUCACUUGCUGACUGCAGUGAAACUAAUUUUAUGGUUACACUGAGUUUGGGAAAGAGUCAGAAGAUGGGCAGUGCGGAGAAAAUAUUUUGCAUUGAUGCUAAAUGUAUUAUAGCUGGCUAGCAAACAUCUUUGUAAUCUUUGCCAGCCAUCAUCAGUUUUUUUCAAGGCUUGUACAAUUAGAGGUUGAGAUGUAAAGAAUUGCCCCAUUUGAUGGGCUAGCUCGUUUCAGCAUUGGGAGUUGCUUCUUGACAUUAUAAAUAGAUAGAAAAAUAUCAAAACAUUGUCAAAUUAUCUUUUACUAUGUAAAAGAUUGUAUCGCAUGAAAGUUCUUGCUUCCCAUCAAUGUUGACAAGAGUCUGCUAACAGAUUUUUGCAAGUUCCAUAAUCAACAAAGUUAUGUAAAUAUAAAUGAAGUACAUUUUGUAUGAUUCUGUAUAUGUGUAUUUUUCAAAGAAAUAAAAGCUAGCAGUUCUUUUA
Molecule: messenger RNA, 3090 nt
Organism: Cryptomeria japonica (Japanese cedar)
Lineage: Eukaryota; Viridiplantae; Streptophyta; Pinopsida; Cupressales; Cupressaceae
Product: E3 ubiquitin-protein ligase COP1
Exons: 13
Coding region: 122-2206 (694 amino acids)
Biological process (GO): proteasome-mediated ubiquitin-dependent protein catabolic process
Molecular function (GO): ubiquitin protein ligase activity; protein binding
Source: RefSeq, a predicted model, not a curated record